CUCUCUACACCAAUGGAAAAUCGUUUCAAAUUACAAAUCUCUAAAAUCCUACAAUCCACCUUCAAUUCCUGCCGGCCAAAAGACACUUCCGACGUCUCCGACCACCACUCAUUCAUCCCAGAAACCCGCCGUCACCGCCGUCUCAUUGAUCUCUUCUCACCUAAACCUCAACCACAUUCAUCUUCUUCCAUUAUACCCAAACCCCAUCUCGUACAAACCCAAUUUCCGGCGAUCCCAGAUCGCCGGCGACAAUACUCUGUUUCCCCUGCUUCUCAAUUUCAUGAAAAAACAUCAAAAAGAGACCGGAAAAAGAAACCCCAUUAUCGAAAAAGAAGAAAUAGUGCAAGCUUUUCAUCAAUUACAGAUAAUUAUUACCAUAGCUGGUGGAGUAGUGAAGAUGAUGAUGAUAAUCAAAGUGAAACUAAAACAACAAAUACUCUGUUUUCCCGGCGAUCGGGUUCUUCAGAUUCCGGCAAUGUGGUGGCAUUGAAUGGAUUUGCUGUGGCGAAAGAUACAAAUGAUCCAUACGAAGAUUUUAGGGUCUCAAUGGUGGACAUGAUUGUUGAAAAAGGAAUAUUUGGUGUUGAAGAGCUUGAAAAUUUGGUUGAGUGUUUUAUUUCGUUGAAUUCGGAAGAACAUCAUAAGGUUAUUUUUGAGGUUUUCGCCGAGAUUUGGGAGUCAAUGCUUUUGGAUUUGUAUAACAGAGGAACCCAAUCCCAGCAUAAGCGAGGGACAUAG
Molecule: messenger RNA, 738 nt
Organism: Erigeron canadensis
Lineage: Eukaryota; Viridiplantae; Streptophyta; Magnoliopsida; Asterales; Asteraceae
Product: transcription repressor OFP8-like
Exons: 1
Coding region: 13-738 (241 amino acids)
Biological process (GO): negative regulation of DNA-templated transcription
Source: RefSeq, a predicted model, not a curated record